AUGAAUAAUGAAAAGAUGAGCAGUCCAAUAGACAAUGCUAUAUCACUUGGUAUCACCUUCUUCAAAAAUGAACAGUAUAAGGAAGCAAAAAAUCUAUUUAUUAAGACUCUUUGGCUGAUCAAAUCAUAUUCAGAAGAAGAUAUUAUUCAGAUUAGAGCAAAGCAUGGUUUGGUCAAUUAUGAUAUACCUAAUGUUCCAAUUGUACACCCACAAUUAAUCAAAAUAUUAGACAAUAUUGCUGCAUGUUAUGAAAAAUUAGGCGAACUGGAAAAAGCAUUAAAGAUCAGUAGUAAAAUGAUUAAGAAAGAACCAUUUAAUUUGAUUUGUUAUAUUCGACAUGGUAAAAUUUUACAGAAAUUGUUUCGAGACCAAGAUGCUUACCAAAAUUAUCAAAGGGGGUUAAAAGAACUUAAUGAAGUAUCCAAAGAAUACAAUAUUAAUGUGUCUAAAAGACUAGUUAAUAUUGUUAAAUAUCAAAUGAGUUUAGUUAAACAGAGAAUUCAGAGAACAGAUGCAUCAAAACAAGAAAAUAAAAAGACUUUUUCACAACGUAGUUUUAUUGAUCCUAUAAAGGAACAUCAGUCAUUAUUAAAGAAACAGCAACAAAAAGAUAACAUAUAUGAAGGAGAAAGACAAUUGUCUUUGUCUCAUAAACGAAACAUAUAUUCUACCAUAAUCAAUUCAAAAGAUACUAAACAUCGUAGUAAAACAAUUGAUUUUAUAGAAUCUUUACCCUUAGAAUUAUUACAGUACAUUUUGAAUUGUCUAAGUGUAAAGGAUUUAAUUCAUUUGUGUCAAGUAUCUCAUAAUUAUAAAUGGAUUGUGAUGACUAACUAUUCAAAUUGGUUUCAAGAUUUUAUAUUGAAGUCAGUAACAAAUAAAUUGUUUCUUCAAUUUCAUAAUUUUAUCACAAAACUGUACUCCAAAUCUCUAUCGGAAAAAAAUGCCACACCAUGGCUCCGCUCUUUAAAACUAUCAAGCCGUUUAGCAUCUGAUGAACCUAAAUUAUUACAAAAACUGUUUACAAUGCUACAAAAUUAUCGAUGUGAUGAAUUAAUCCUAUCUGUACCUAAUUGCGCAACGUCACAUAUUGUUAGGUAUAUUGUGCCAAAUGAUAAUUUUUGCCAAAAUAUAAUGAAGUUAUCAUUAACUAUAAGUCUUCGAUCAGAUAAACCAUAUGAAAUUAAAUUAUUAAAUUAUUUUAAUAAUUUAACUAAUUUGGAAUUGAUAUUUGAUUCUGCCGUUGUUCCAGUUAAUCAUCCAACUCAAAAUAAUAGUAAUAACAGUGAAAAUAGCGAUCUUGAAUCACUUAAUAAUAAUUGGUCUCCAAAUUUACAAAGCUAUACACUUAUAUGUGAUUCUAAAAAGAUUAAGAAUUUUCCAACAAAAAAUUUUUUUACGUCCAUUAGUAACAUCAAAUAUGAUUUGAUGACUAAGUUAUAUAUAACUGGUGUCACAUUUUGUUCUAAUACUGAGGACUUUAAAUGGUUACGAAAAUUCCCUUCUUUAAAAGAAUUGUGGUUGGAGAAUAAUAAUAAUAGUAAAUUAUCAAAUCUUUUAAAUCUGUUCAAAAGAGAGCAUAUAUUUAAAAAUAGUUCAUUAGAAGUAUUAGUGUUUAGAGAAAAUCAAAUAUUUCCAAAGAUAGAUAUGGAAGCAAUUCCAAUUCAAAAUUUAUACCAUUACAAACAUAAUCUGUCAAGCUUAAGAAAACUAGAUUUAAUGGGUACAUCAAUUAGCGGGACAGGAUUACAUAGACUUGUAGCGUCUUUAUCUUCUAAAACAUUAAGAUCUUUAAACAUUGGAGAUUGCCCAUAUAUCCAUAUGCAACAAUAUCCAAAUGAUUACAAUUCAAAUGUAUUUUCACCUUUUGAUUUUUUCCAUGAAUUUGAUAAUAUAGAAGAACUUAGAUUACCGCAAUUGAGUUCUUUGAAUGAUCAAUCACUGCAUAUGUUAGCAUUACAAGUACCAGAUUUACAAAAAUUGAAACUUUUAGAUUUGUCUUUAAAUAUGUCAAUUACAGGGGUAUCCGUUUAUGAAUUUAUAUCUAAAUUAUAUGAAAUUAAAAAUAAGGAACCCUUAGACCAUUUAGUGGUAGAUGGAUGUAGUUCAAUUUCACAUAUAACAAUCAAUUCCAUCAAAGCAUUAGGUUAUGUUAAAAAAAUUGAUUGUGUUUACGAACGAGAAACAUGGAAACAAUUUGGUGUCAACUCUUUUAAGUACAAAUAG
Molecule: messenger RNA, 2226 nt
Organism: Arxiozyma heterogenica
Lineage: Eukaryota; Fungi; Ascomycota; Saccharomycetes; Saccharomycetales; Saccharomycetaceae
Gene: DIA2
Product: DNA-binding SCF ubiquitin ligase subunit DIA2
Exons: 1
Coding region: 1-2226 (741 amino acids)
Molecular function (GO): protein binding
Source: RefSeq, a predicted model, not a curated record